UUUCCUUCAUGCUAUCAACCUUUCUCUUUCUCUCUCUCUACUUCUUUUUCCGGCAUAACUUGUGUGUGAACCUAAACUCCAUAACCUGUUUCUUCGAUAAAGUGUCUUUUGCUUCAUUCUUCUAUUACUUUGACUACUUCCCCUAAUAUAAUAGCCACAAAAAGAAAAUGUCGGGAAGAAGAUCACGUUCAAGGCAAUCAUCAGGAACUUCAAGGAUCUCCGAAGAUCAAAUCAACGAUCUCAUUAUCAAGUUGCAGCAGCUUCUUCCUGAGCUCAGGGACAGUCGUCGUUCCGACAAGGUAUCAGCAGCGAGGGUGUUACAAGAUACGUGCAACUACAUAAGGAAUCUGCAUAGAGAGGUUGAUGAUCUAAGUGAGAGGCUAUCUGAGUUGCUUGCAAACACAGACACUGCUCAAGCUGCUUUAAUCAGAAGCUUACUUACCCAAUAAUUCCUAUCUUCUUCCUCCUUUUUUUUUUUUUUCUUUUUCGUUGUUUACUAUAAUAAUAAUAAUAAUAAUAAUAGUUUGCGGAUUUGAUUUUUCUAUAGAUGAUGACCUUAUGAAACGUCGGUUUAAUGAUACGAGUUCGUCACUUCUCCUUCGGUCAUAAAUAUUCGCUUGUUUCCUAUAUAAAACCUUUGCCCUUUUUCGGUUA
Molecule: messenger RNA, 654 nt
Organism: Capsella rubella
Lineage: Eukaryota; Viridiplantae; Streptophyta; Magnoliopsida; Brassicales; Brassicaceae
Product: transcription factor PRE3
Exons: 2
Coding region: 168-449 (93 amino acids)
Biological process (GO): regulation of DNA-templated transcription; regulation of growth
Molecular function (GO): protein dimerization activity
Source: RefSeq, a predicted model, not a curated record